Neomonachus schauinslandi (Hawaiian monk seal) is the source of this 4883-nucleotide messenger RNA. RefSeq names its product RNA exonuclease 1 homolog (gene REXO1). NCBI's taxonomy places the organism in Eukaryota, Metazoa, Chordata, Mammalia, Carnivora, Phocidae. The transcript is spliced from 18 exons. The record is from RefSeq and is a predicted model, not a curated record. Gene Ontology annotation, cellular component: nucleus. Bases 202 to 3825 code for a protein of 1207 amino acids. Gene Ontology annotation, molecular function: nucleic acid binding; exonuclease activity.
AUGAGCAAACUGAGGCCCAGAGAUGGGGAGCCACUCUCCUGUGUGCGCACAGCCGGCGAGAGGCCAUCCUGGGACUGUGCCCCCGGCUUCCUGUACCUGGCAGCCCCUCCGGAUGACCUGAGACCCUUAAAAAAUCCUGCCUUCUUGCCCUGAUCUAGGCUUGAGCCACACACCAAUAGCUGCGGUCCCCUUUACAGAGCCAUGCUUGGUGCUGCCGAGGUGGGCGUGCAGGAUUCUUUCAGCUCUGCAUGCCUGUGCAGUGGGGAGGCCGGUUGGUGUGAUCUGAUUCACAACCAAGAACUGGAUGCUAAGAAGGAAACAAAGAGCCGGAGGAGGCGCUCAGGGCUUGGUUAUGAUCCGUACAACCCCGAGCUGCCCAAGCCCCCUGUGCAGAGGGAGAAUGGAGCCCUGGUCAGAGGGGAUGAGCCCCGCUCGGACAUCCUGGAGCUGGAGCUGGUCAAUCAGGCCAUUGAGGCCGUGCGCUCGGAGGUGGAGCUCGAGCAGCGGCGGUACCAGGAGCUCCUGGAGACGGCCCGAGAGCACAGCUCCGCCGAGGCCCCCGCCGUGGCGCCCCGAGGCCCUGCCGCUUGCCCUGCCGCUGGCCUGGACGAGGACGCCUUUCCACUGUCCUUCGAUUACAACCCUGGUGGCCGCCCUGGCCUCCUAAGCCCUGAUGCCAGCUACCAGCCCACUCCUCUGGCCGCCGCCGCCGAGGCAGGCAGCAAGUACUCGCUGGCCUCUCUGGAUCGGGCGCAGGGCCAUGGCGGAGGGGGUGGCAGCACCCUGGAGUACGUCCCCAAGGCUGUGAGCCAGCCCCAGCGAUACGGCCGCCCCGUCCCCAGCAGCAAGUACGUGUUGGACGACUCCAAGCCGUCCACGGACCUGGAGUACGACCCACUGUCCAACUUCUCCGCCCGGCUGCUCAGCAGGGCCAGUUCCAAGGACGACAGGGCCCCCAAGAGGCCCAGGGGCUCCCGGGGUAGUGAACCCUACACGCCCGCCCUCAAGAAGCCCUGCGACCCCUUUGCUGGCUGCGACGCCAGGUUCUCAGACUCGGAUGAUGAUGCCGCCGCAGCUCCGCCUGACGUGCCCGUCACCACCAGCCCUCCGAGAUCCCAGGCGGGCCCCGAGAGCAAGGCCCCCGGGCAGCCAGGCUCCAGGGAGAGCCAGGACGCUGAGGAGGGCGGCCUGCGGGAGACCAAGGAGAUGGCAGUGCAGUAUGAUGUGGAGGACCUCGGGCAGUCCCCCAAGGGUCCUGGGGGGACACCAGUGGCCAAGCCCAGCUCCCCGGUCAGGGCCUCCCGGGAGCCCGGCGGCUCCAAGCAGGGAAGACCCAAGAAGAAGAAAAGUGGGGCACUGCCUGUCCCCGGCCACAAGGACGGCGUCCGGAAGAAGGACAGGGGCAAAGACGGAGAGCAUGGGAGGCCAGCCGGGAAGCCCUGUGCAGACAGGAGGGGCCCACAGGCUGGCAGCCCCCGGCAUAGGGCCGAGCAGCCUGAAGGGACCAAGAAAAAGCCAUCUUCGGCCACCCCGGUGGCCAGCUCAGGGAAAAGCCGGCCUGACCGUGGGGGUGUCCACCAGCUGCCAAACAGGCCCGGUGGGAAGACCGCGUCGGGGAAGCUGGCCGAGCGGAAGGCCCGCUCGCUGGACGAGGGUGCCUCCCGGGACGCCCCCAAGCUGCAGAAGCGGGCCCUGAGCCACGCAGACCUCUUCGGGGACGAGAGCGAGGAUGAAGGCCCGGGGCCCGCGGCGCCCCCCGCCGCCCCGCCCCACCUCAGCUCCACCUCGGACUCCGACUCGGACUCGGACAGCAGCCUGGGCUAUUCAGCGGCUCAGGGGCCGCGCAAGCGCCUCAAGGCCCCCCCGCCCGCCCCGCCUGCCCCCGCCUCCCCCUCCCCCUCCUCAUGCUCCUCUUCCUCCUCCUCUUCCUCCUCUGGGGUGGGCGGGAGCGUGGACUACGCCGCUCUGGAGAAGGAGGUCGACUUUGACUCCGACCCCAUGGAGGAGUGUCUGCGCAUCUUCAACGAGUCCACCAGCGUCAAGACGGAGGACAGGGGCCGGCUGGCCCGGCAGCCCCCCAAGGAAGAGAAAAUCGAAGACAAGGGGCAUUCGGGUUUGACCACUCUGUUCCCUGGGCAGAAGAGGAGAAUUUCUCAUCUCUCCAAGCAAGGCAAGGAGGCAGAGCCUGUGAGGAGAGGCCCAGCUCCCCCGGCCCGGCCUCUCACCGCCCAGGAGGUAUGCUAUCGGCGGGCCCAGCAGGCCCAGAGGGACUCUGCUACCUGGCUCCAGGCUACCCAGCAGCCGGCUGAGAAGCCCUCUUCCAUCCAUAUCUCAGCCCCUGGCGAGAAGAGGAGGAUCGCCCACGUUCCCAACCCCCGUCUGGCUGCCGCCCCCACAGGUGCCAAGAGGGCCCUCGCCGCCAGCAGCAGCCAGCCUCCCAAUGGCCCCGAGCCGGGCAGCCAGCCCCUGAAGGCGCGUACGUUGUCGGGCAUGGCGUCCAAGACCACCACCACCGUCACCCCCAAGCGCGUUGCCCACAGCCCAUCUUUACAGAGUUUAAAGAAGCCCGUUAUCCCCAAAGAGUUUGGGGGCAAAGUCCCCACGGUCAUCCGCCAGCGGUAUCUGAACCUGUUCAUUGAGGAGUGUCUCAAGUUCUGCUCUUCAAACCAGGAAGCCAUAGAGAAGGCGCUGAACGAGGAGAAGGUGGCCUACGACCGCAGCCCCAGCAAGAACAUCUACUUGAAUGUCGCCGUGAACACCCUCAAGAAGCUGCGGGGCCUGGUCCCCAGCUCCGCGCCCGGUCUCAACAAAACCGGCGGCCGGAGGGUUGUGUCCCAUGAGAUGGUGCUGGGGGGCAAGUUGGCCACCAAGACCAGCUUCUCGCUCAGCCGCCCGAGCAGCCCCCGGGUGGAGGAUCUGAAAGGGGUCGCCCUGUAUGGCCGCCUCAAGGAGUACCUGCUCACCGAGGACCAGCUCAAAGAGAAUGGCUACCCCUUCCCGCACCCCGAGCGGCCGGGGGGCGCCGUCAUCUUCACGGCUGAGGAGAAGAAGCCCAAGGACGCGUCCUGCAGAAUCUGCUGCCGCUGUGGCGCCGAGUACCUCGUGUCCCCGUCGGGCCGCUGCGUGCGGGAAGAGGAGUGCUGCUACCACUGGGGGCGGCUCCGCCGGAACCGGGUGGCUGGCGGCUGGGAGACUCAGUACACGUGCUGCUCGGCCGCCAUCGGCUCCACCGGCUGCCAGGUCGCCAAGCAACACGUGCAGGACGGCCGGAAGGAAAACCUCGAAGGCUUUGUGAAGACUUUCGAUAAAGAAGUUGCGGAAGACGCUCACCCAGGGAUCUUCGCCCUCGACUGUGAAAUGUCCUACACCACGUACGGCCUGGAGCUGACGCGCGUCACGGUGGUGGACACGGACAUGCAGGUGGUUUACGACACCUUCGUCAAGCCAGACAACGAGAUCGUUGACUACAACACCAGGUUUUCAGGGGUGACCGAGGCUGACCUCGCCAACACGAGCAUCUCGCUCCGGGACGUCCAGGCCGUCCUGCUGAGCAUGUUCAGCGCCGACACUGUCCUCAUCGGACACAGCCUGGAGAGCGACCUGCUGGCCUUGAAGGUCAUCCACAGCACCGUGGUGGACACGUCCGUGCUCUUCCCGCACCGCCUGGGCCUCCCCUACAAGCGCUCCCUGCGGAACCUCAUGGCUGACUACCUCAGACAGAUCAUCCAGGACAACGUGGACGGGCACAGCUCUAGCGAGGACGCCAGCGCCUGCAUGCACCUGGUGAUCUGGAAGAUCCGAGAAGACGCCAAGACCAAGCGGUGACCGCUGCCGCCUGCCCGCCUUCCCCGCAGCCCCGGCCCGGCCUCUACCCCAGGCCUCUUCCAAAACAGUGCAAUAAAUCUCGAGAGCUAACCCUGUCCACGUCGCCAAGACAUGGAAACAGAGAGAGCGGGACGAGCCGGCGGCACGAGAGCCCCACGCCGAGACCACCUGGAGCCCUGCCCCCCACCCGGCCCCUUGCGCCGCCCCCGCCUUCUGUCCUCUGGAGACCGCUGCUGACUCCCGGAGAAGGCCGGGACAGACCCCCCCCCGGCCCCCCCGUGGGCCCCGCUGCGUCCCUGGCAGCCAGACCUCCUGCCCCUCCUCCUGCCGGGCAGGCUUUUCGUGGGUGUGUUUGAGACAGGGGUUUUUUUUAUUUUGUAUUGUUAUUUUUAUUAUUUGUAAUUUAAACCUGACGACUUGCACAGUUGUCUUUUCCCCGGCCCAGCCCGGAGAAGCAAGACCCUGGUGCUGCCUUCCCUGUUGGGGGCGGGGGAGGGGGAGAAGUUGGGGGGCCGGGAGCCGACAAGCUGUCCCCUUGGCAGCCACCAGGACCGAGAGAGUCCAGCCUGGCCUGGGCCAGACGGGUGGGAACUGGCCUCCCCAAACCCACCUGGACUCCGUGACCUCUGGGAACCAAGCCAGCCCCCCUUCCCCCCCCCCCAGGGCCUCGCCUUCUGGACCCCUCCAGGGCCCAUCAGCCUCUGGACCCUGUCUUCCUGCCAGAGCCCCACCCUCCCCAGGGGCUGUGUGUAAAGGCCUGCAGCCUCCCCAGGGCCCUGAGCCCCUCUCCCCCAACCCGAGGCAGGGACGGAAUAAAUGUUUGUAUGGAUUUUAGCUUGCGUGGCGUCUGGUGGUGUUCUUGGUGCCAGGUGAGCCCCACGGUCAGCACCUGUGCCCCUAACUGGGGAAGCAGCACACCCUUGUUCAUCUUCCUGAGAGCCGUCCCCGGGCCUGCCAGCCUGGCCUGGGGAUGCAGACCUGGAGCCCUGGGGGUGCUGUGAUGUUGGAGGCAGCAACCAUGUCCUGUGAGUGGGGUCCACCUUGCUGGCCCGGGGGAU